This is a messenger RNA of Fomitiporia mediterranea MF3/22, 279 nucleotides long. RefSeq lists its product as uncharacterized. NCBI's taxonomy places the organism in Eukaryota, Fungi, Basidiomycota, Agaricomycetes, Hymenochaetales, Hymenochaetaceae. The transcript has 2 exons. Bases 1 to 279 code for a protein of 92 amino acids. The record is from RefSeq and is a predicted model, not a curated record.
AUGGAUUCUCUGAUAUACACACUGAUAGAAAUUACAGUCCCCUACUACAAAUCAAAGCACGCUCGGCGGGACCUUGGACUCGAAGGCGAUGACUUAGAGGAGAAAAAGCGUCAGGACAUUGAGAAAAGGGCUUUACUCAUCGAGAAAAGCCUUAUUAAACAUAUUGAUGCGCAAAUGUACUCAGUGCAGUCUUCAUCCAAGCCUGAGACAUUUUAUGAGGUCGAUCUUGAUGCAUUCUCAUGCACAUGUAUCGAAUUUCCUCAUCGGGAAAAAGUCUAA